AUGUCUUCAUACCCCUCCAGUCUACCAAGCUCCUACUCAGGAUCACCAACUUCGAGCUCGUCUUCACUUUCUUCCCGCCGCCAUUGUUUCUCUUCACCAAAAAGAGACACCACAAAGGUUGGAGAUGAGGUCGGCAUGAUCAAGACCUGGUUCUCGGUGCUGGACGACACUGAGCGAACAUCAGCCCUCGCAUCCAUGGCUGAACUACCAAGCCUGCGAGAAAUCGAGCCAUUGAUUCAAGCACUCAAGGACCGCAAGCGAGAACUAUGGAGGCAAAAGGAAGAACUCAUCAUUCAACCUCCAGUGAAGCCCAAAUGGAUUAUGCCCGCAUUUCCACAUGAUUCCCAAGACUCUCGAUGGGCAUCGAAAUGGCUUCGAGCUUUGAGACUGCACAAGUACGAUAGUUGUUUGUCGGGACUGUCUCCAGCUCAAGUUGCGUCUCUAGAGGACGAGGAUUUGCAACGGCUGGGUAUCGACACGGUUGGCGCUCGGUCGAAGAUGCUUCGAGCCAUCCAUAAUGGGUAA
This is a messenger RNA of Fusarium sp. VM40, 525 nucleotides long. The record is from the annotation of a GenBank genome assembly. Lineage: Eukaryota; Fungi; Ascomycota; Sordariomycetes; Hypocreales; Nectriaceae.